Molecule: messenger RNA, 1624 nt
Organism: Galdieria sulphuraria
Lineage: Eukaryota; Rhodophyta; Bangiophyceae; Galdieriales; Galdieriaceae
Exons: 3
Coding region: 689-985 (98 amino acids)
Source: RefSeq, a predicted model, not a curated record
AUUUCAAUGACAUUAACUCUGUUUGGCUUGCGUUGUGAGAACUAGAACCUUUCCUUCUAUGCAAAUUACGCUCAAGGAGCAAUCUUUGUUCGAUUACGAGUUAUAAAGAAGAAUAAAUCGUAUAUUCAACUCUAGAAUUGGAAAGUAUACAGAGGACAGGACAAUAGUAAAAAACUGACCAAAGGUUGGGAAUACUUUUGUCUAUACACAAAUUCGUACAUAAACUACUUACGUCAAGGAGGAUCGAACCUCAAACGAUUCAAGGCUAUUGGUUCGUUCUCCACCUAAAGAACUUUUUGAGACUUUUUGACUAGAAUAACAACGGUAAAAGUGGUGAUGCUUUUGCUUCUCCUUGCACAUAUAUUUCAAGAUUCACCUUUCUUUGUUACUUUGCCAAGAGGAGAUGAAAGAUUCUUAUUUUUCCAUUGUUUCUACGUUUAUAUUCUUUUCUUUUCACUAGUAGACGAAAUUUAUCGAGUAUAUUUAAGAGAGUAAGACCUUUACCAGUUUGGAUAAUCACAUUAUCAAUUUGACUCUGCACAAUUUUAUUCUGCUGAAUAAUACAAAGUUGAAAGAGACAUUUUCCUUCUUUUUAGAGCAAUUUGGAUAAAAAUAUCUUUUCUUCUUUAUGUUUGACUUGUCCCUAUUGGAAAUGAACGUUUCUUGUAUUUAUAGACAGAGCUGAUGGAUGAGAGAAUGGAAAAGAUUUUCUCUUAGCAGAAUCCACAGUAUCAAAUAUCACUAUUGUCUGCAAGUAUUUUCAGAGGAGAAAGAAACAGGAGUUGUUGACUCCUACAGAAAUUGGAUAUUGAUGAUAUGCACUUGUGUGCAGGAGAAUGACUCGGUUAAUACACCAUUGCAAUCUUUCAAAUAUUUCGGAGAUACCUUUAAACACAAUUCAAAACUAAAAGCUUUUCGUUUGAAGGCUAUUUUUGGUGUCAAUUUGCGAUAUUGCAGAGUUGUAGCAAUGAUUCAAAAUGAAUAGACUAUACAUACAUACAUGUUGAAUACAACUAAAAUGAAAAAUAUCCUUUCUUGUCCAAAUACUUCGUAAAGUGUUUACCGAAGAAUAUCUCAAAACAUUCUUCAAGUGUCUGCUAUGUUGUCUUUCUAGUUUGUUGAAAAAAGACUAGUAACUCCUUUUACUAUAAUUCUCAAAGACUGAGACAGAAAAAGUUGUUUGUAGAUUUCACUUGGACUGUCCUUCCUGUCUUUUGUUAACUGAAUAGAAGAGAGUUUUCCUCGGUUUUAGACCAAACGAAAAAAGUGGCGGCAAAAACUUGAGGCUUCAACUUGAGGACCUACACUGCGGUCUUAAAAAGAGUUUUAGCUUCUUGAAAUUCGAUAAAAGCUUAGAUUCCUUUCGUUUUUAUGUGUUUUUUUCAAACUGCAUUUCUAGCCUUGGAAUUCAUAUGAAUGGCUCCUACAAAUAUGAAACUUGUUGGAUCCAAGAGAAAAUAUAGCAAAGGUAAGAACAGAUACUAAAAAAGUAUUUAAGUUUGCAAUUCAAACUCUAUCUCAAAAGUACUAACAACACUAUAUAUCCAAACGCUGUUUUAGUGAAUUAGACUGAAAACUCACCGAUUCUCAGACAAGGAAAGUAACCCGGUUGCAAAGAUGAUGU